AUGACAGCACUGCCCCUUGAUCACGUUGGCACGGUCGCGGCUGCCAGCGUCAUUGUAGCGUCUGCGGUCUUGAUCAGAUUCAUCAUCUAUCCCAUCUUUCUCUCACCUCUAUCCAAGGUUCCCGCGGCCCAUCCACUGGCCUGCGUGACCCCGUUAUGGAUUCAGUGGCGCAGGUGGCGAGGCACAGAAUUCGAGUGCAUCGCGGGGGCCUUUGCAAGAAAAGGCCCGUAUGUUCGCCUUGCCCCGAACGAGAUUGCCGUCAAUGCCAUCGAAGCCGUACAGAAUGUCUAUGGCGUGGGAAGCAACAACUUCGAUAAGCAUCCGUCGUACGAUUACUUCGUUACCCAAGGAGCGCGUAAUGUGUUCACCUCGCUCGCAAAGGACCACAGGGCACGGAGACGCAGCAUCUCAAGCAUCUACUCGCGCUCAUUCGUGCAGACGUCCCCGCACGCCCGCGCUAUAAUGCAUUCUCUCAUGGUGGAUAGAAUGCUACCGGUGCUUACUCGAGCAUCGGCCUCGCACGAUUCAUGUAGAGGCCUCAAUGUUUUGCCCCUGUUCCAGUCCUUUGCACUCGACUUCAUGUCCAGCUUCGCGUUUGGGGUUUCUAGGAGCUUCGAUUUCAUCCGUGAUGAGCACGCGCGGUGGCGAUGGAUCAACCAGUUCAACUUGAGCUACCCGCCGGAGAGUGCCUUUUGGAUGAAGGAAUAUCCCCUGCUGGUCAAGCUGCUUCCGGCCGUCGGCAUUGCCAUGGUUCCUAGUGGCCAUUCCAACGCCCGCAAGGCUUGUGAGGACUGGGCUCUUGACAAGGUCGAGGAGUGUGAGGCGGUCGUACAACGCGCUGGCGGUGACCUACGGAGUGCCAUGUCACUCCCACCAGGAGAGCUUCCGGUUCUGUACAGCCAUGUGCGAUCUGGCCUUGCGCGACGACGUGCUGGUUCCGAGAAAGGCUUUGUGCCAGAUCAAAACGACAAGCGGGAACUAGCCAGCACCAUGUUUACGUACAUGAUCUACGAGCUCUCACGCCACGAAAAGAUCCAAGACCAAUUACGCCAAGAGUUCUUGGCCAUCGAGGCUCCAUUUUUGUAUGAUGGAAGCCUCCAGCCUUGUAUAGCACUUCCCUCUCCGCAAAGCCUCGAGCGACUCCCAUUCUUGGACUGCGUCAUAAAGGAAAGUCUCCGUCUCCGUAACAACGCUCCCAACCUCGACCCACGCGUCACUCCCGCAAAACCCCAUUGCAAGGUUGGCUUGUUGACUAAUCUCCCGCCGGGUGUGCGCGUCGGCACGUACGGGUGGUGCCUCAACCGCAAUGCCGAGGUGUUCCCCAGACCGGAGAGCUGGGAGCCACAUCGCUGGCAGUGCGGCGGGCCAGAGGCUGCGGCGCGUCGGGGCCAGUGGCUCUUCGCCUUUGGAGGCGGCAGCCGUGGCUGUAUUGGGCAACAAGUUGCCAUGGAGUUGAUGAGGCUGCUUCUCUGUGGCAUCUAUACAAAUUUCAGGACAACAGUUGCUGACGAGAGCGAGUACCCUGGCGCGAAUGAGUUUGUCGGAAGCGACUGCAAGAAGAAGCUUUUCAUUAGGUUUGAGAAGCUGGGGAAUCUGUAGAUGACGGACG
Molecule: messenger RNA, 1609 nt
Organism: Purpureocillium takamizusanense
Lineage: Eukaryota; Fungi; Ascomycota; Sordariomycetes; Hypocreales; Ophiocordycipitaceae
Product: Unspecific monooxygenase
Exons: 4
Coding region: 1-1599 (532 amino acids)
Molecular function (GO): iron ion binding; heme binding; oxidoreductase activity, acting on paired donors, with incorporation or reduction of molecular oxygen
Source: RefSeq, a predicted model, not a curated record